Molecule: messenger RNA, 1251 nt
Organism: Funneliformis caledonium
Lineage: Eukaryota; Fungi; Glomeromycota; Glomeromycetes; Glomerales; Glomeraceae
Source: the annotation of a GenBank genome assembly
AUGCCUCGAAUGCCUUUGGAUAUUUAUUUAUUAAUAAGAAAAUUAUUAAUCUUGGGCUUUUUUGGAUAUACUACUUCAUUUGAUUCCCUUAAAGAGGAAUCAAAGCAAGAAGAUUUUAAUCCUGAUCCCAAGCAAAAAUAUGCCGGUUUGUUGGAAAAGAAAUGGACUUCAGUCAUUCGGUUACAAAAAAAGAUUAUGGACUUGGAAAAUAAAAUUACACAAAUGCAAGAAGAGUUGAAUAAUGCACCGAUUCGAAAAACAAACAACGCUGUUGACUGGGUGCCACGUGCACCAGAAAAAUAUUCGUUAUCUGGUCACAGAAAUCCUAUUACACGUGUUACGUUUCAUCCGGUGUUUUCUGUAAUUGCAUCCGCAUCGGAAGAUACUACCGUAAAAAUUUGGGAUUAUGAGACUGGUGAUUUCGAAAGAACCCUUAAGGGGCACACCAAAGCGGUUCAAGACAUAGCUUUUGAUCCAAAAGGCAAUUUUUUAGUUUCUUGCUCGGCAGAUUUGACGAUAAAAGUGUGGGACUUGCAGAAUGAUUACAAAUGUGUUAAAACUCUUUACGGGCAUGAUCAUAGCGUUUCAUCCGUUACAUUCCUACCAUCUGGUGACAUUAUCAUUUCAACUUCUCGUGAUAAAACAAUUAAAUUCUGGGAAAUGGCAUCUGGGUAUUGUGUAAAAACGUACACUGGACAUUUGGAAUGGGUACGGAUGGUAUCCCCAAGUGAGGAUGGCAAGUGGAUUGUAACCAGUUCGAAUGACCAGACUUCUCGACUUUGGGAAGUAUCAUCUGGAGAAUGCAAGAUGGAUUUUAGAGGUCAUGAUCACGUUGUAGAAUGUGCAAUUUUCGUUCCUGUCAUCGCUUAUCCUUUCAUACGAGAAUUGAUAGGUAUAGAUAAAGAUCCAAAAGCGACAUCUAGAGACCAACCAAUUCCCGCGCAAUAUAUUGUGACUGGUUCAAGGGAUAAAACGAUCAAACUGUGGGACUCAACAGGUCAAUGUGUAAAGACACUGGUGGGUCAUGAUAAUUGGAUACGUGGGUUAGUAUUCCACCCCACUGGCAAGUUUCUUCUCAGCGCAUCUGAUGACAAGACUGUUAAAAUAUGGGAUACGAAAACUGGUCGAUGCACAAAAACUCUAGAAGCGCAUGCACAUUUUGUAACGUGUAUCGCUUUUAAUACGAGUAACCCCGUGGUGGCAACGGGGUCUGUGGAUCAAACGGUAAAAAUUUGGGCUCCUUAUAGGUGA